Pocillopora meandrina is the source of this 2413-nucleotide messenger RNA. The record is from the annotation of a GenBank genome assembly. Lineage: Eukaryota; Metazoa; Cnidaria; Anthozoa; Scleractinia; Pocilloporidae.
UGUUCAGACAUCAACGAAUGUGUUCGUGGGCUACACCAAUGCAGCUCUGAUGCGUUUUGCAACAAUACUCAAGGUUCGUACAAUUGUACAUGCAAACAUGGAUUUACCGGAAGUGGACGAGAAUGUAAAGAUAGGCGUUGGAUUCAUUAGCAAUAAUGUGAUGAAAAAAUAAAGCUUAUUUUUGCAAAUUAUUGUGACGAUAGGUUUUCGCUCCAAACUGGGAAACUGACUCUUCGCGGACGGAACAAUAACAACUGGGGGAACAAACUCUGUAGAGACGACUUGGCAGCGAGAACGGAAACUCGUCACGAUUUCCUGGUACACGGAGAUCUGCUUCGAGCGAGCUUAUACGGACGUCAAGGAUAAGGCAAUCUUUGGUUCCACAGUACUUUUAUUCUAGGUCAGGCCAACAAGCGACAUGACCUCUAGCAUACUCUAGUUUGUAAUCAUCAAAGCUGUACAAGGUACUUGCUUAAAAAGUAACUGGUGCGAAGUGCUAUUGUUACACAAAUCGCAAUAUUUGAAUAAGGACACAAAGGAGCGGAAAAAAUAUCUCUUUGAAGUUAAACGAAAACUACCUAAAUAUUCCAUCUGUUUCUACGACGGAUAGAAUCUCAAAAUUAAAAAGACGGAUGCAAUAAACUCUAGGCCAUUAAAGUAGGAAACCUAGGUGCGAAUUUACAGCUCUGGUAUAGAAAACAAUACCUAUCUUAAUUGCAGUAGCGCAGCUUAGGAAAUAGAAAACGGAAAAGCAAUUAAAAGUUUCUGCUUAUUUACCCAAGAUUGGUUUGGAAACCAUUGCAUGAAAAGAAAUUAAAGUUACGAGUAUAAACUCAGCUGCUAUCUACCAUGAAAACCAAUGUUUCCAGAAAGACCAUUAACACUUAUAUUUACCUAAAAAAAACCAUGUAAUAAAAAACAAAAGUGCCGACAAGCAGGUGUAUAUGAUGAAAGCGAGUAACAACAAAAAUCUAUUCAAAAGCUACUGUGGUUUUUUAUGCUUUUUUUGAUUUAUUGAAAUGAAAGGACUUGAAAUGGUUAAAUGUGAAAGUUUACGAAUAAAUUUGUUCCGAAUAACACACACGGGAAAAUCAGUAAAUUUUCCCGUAACAUUAUCCACAAAGGGAUGAUAACUUACAUGUUGAUCCCCUCAACAGGAGAAUAUAUGUUAAAAUUAGACGCGCGCAGAGACUUAUAUAGCCGAAAUUACAUUGAAAAAGAUUAUUCUUGAUCACCAAAGUAUUUUUGCACCUAAUGGAAUCAAUCUACUGAUCACUGUUUCUUAGUUUCACUCAUCCUUUGUUGGACAGACGGUCGUAUGGCUACAGAAACCUAUAUGAUGUUCUCAACAACAAAUAUUAAUGCUGUUCAAAUCAAAUACGAAUAUCAAGUAAUGCUGCUGACCUUUUAAAACUUUCGGGGAGGGGAUGGUGGGGGAUAGGUAGAGAAGGAUUCUUGGAGGACUAUAGAACAUUUAAUGCCAUUUAACUUGCCAAUGAUUUUAUCGUGACACAACCACACUCAAAUUUUUUUCUAUAUACAAAGAGAUCAGAAUUUCUUUAAAGAAUAGCAACGUCUAUCAUCCUUCAUUCACUUCACAAAUGAUUAUAUUUUCAAUGAAUCUUGAUUGACGUGCAAAUGAAAACACAGAAAAACUCCUUAUAACUAGAUACAUAUAUCAUGCACUGAUCUACGGCGCCGGGUAUUAUUGGGUAUAAUUGACGUUGGUAAUUACGACACCAUGUCGUAACUACCAAGGUCAAUUCAUCGGUAAAACAAAUGAGUAAUUGAUCGAUAAAUUCAGAUACACAACAGGACUUCGACAGAAAAUAUCCAUUAAUUCGGAGUAAAUAAAAAAAAAGGAAAUUAAUUGCUCAUUUAUUUCAGACAACCUUCCAUUAUAAGGCGGAUUACUGGAUAAAUUCAUAUAAUCAUAGCAUAUAAUCUUCCCGGAGGAGAAACUGGGUUCGACGGACAAGAAUCAAAGCUACCCACCUACUGGAACACAUCCUUCUCCAGGAUCUCUCUCGGUAUGAAGAUCCACCAACAGCUCAGGUUCAUUGUCAUCCACAAGCAAGCUGACUCUCUGUACUCACUGAUCGCUGAUGGCCAAUACCGCGCCACCUCACUGGGUCGUGACGAGUGGAAAGAGUUGAUUGGUUCCCGAGGCUCGUUACAGGUAAACUGCAACAAAGAAGGGUUCAAUGCCGUUUGUACUAGGGAAGGACAUUCUAAAGCCAGAAUUGGUAUUGUUAGCAACAACGAGAAUGACUUUGUCACGCGCGACUCAAGGAUUGGACUUGGCACAGGAGGUUACCAUGACGAUUCAAACACGUGUGGUAACGAGGCCGUGGUUUAUUCAGAUAAUGGAGACAAACACAUCAAAAUCAUGGGAUACAUCUUGGUCCAAUAA